Messenger RNA from Symbiodinium natans, 1653 nucleotides. The record is from the annotation of a GenBank genome assembly. NCBI's taxonomy places the organism in Eukaryota, Dinophyceae, Suessiales, Symbiodiniaceae.
AUGGUGUCGGCUUUGGCGGCGCCUCCAACGCAGGAUUUUGGCUACGUGUUCUUUGCGGAUGAGUUCAUCUGGAAAGACAACGAUGGCAAGAAUGCGCGAACGGUCAUGGCAGUCCUCAAUUGCGGCUUCCUCCGUUUGCUGGAAUGGCCGUUGAGAUCCGAUCGGUUGAGCCGGCUCGAGAUGACCCACGGCCAGCUCCAGGUCAACCUGGUGGGUAUGAAAAAGCCUUCCUUUGACAUCUAUGAGGAGCCGUGUGUUCUUAUCAAGCGGAUGAAGCCCGGGUUCUUGUAUGGCCAAUCGGAAGUCACGGAACGUUUGUGCGCCACGCGUGACAAGGCACACGCCUUGUACAAUGCACUUCAGCUGCAGCUGCGGCGCUUGGAUGACAUCCAUGCAGCGCAGUGGGGAUAUGGCACCCAUGAUGCCGAAAAGCCGCAGUACGUGCUGCCCCCAGAUACUGUGCAAGCAAACCUUCUGAGCGUCGUCGAUGAGUUCACGUGGGGCAAACUACCAGCCGGUGGGCAGCUGAAAAGCCACCCAGUGCUGCUUCAAACAGCAACAGACUCAGAGGCCAGCUCCUCAGAGGCCCACAGCAAGAGCAGCUCGACGCGCGAGAGCCUCGCCAAACCUCACAAGAUCAGAGCACCUGUCAAGGUGCCGACACGGAAGGGAAGCUUCGAGUCCAAAGCCUGCCGAGCGCAGGAAGAGCUGGACACCAUCCGCUACCCGCCCGAGGACCACGGCAAUGCAUCCAUCCGCAUGGUCGUGCCUGCAACUCCCAUUGGUGAUGUGCACUUCCUCAUUGAGCAGAUUCAAGUUGUGAGCUUCGACGUUGUGGGGAAGCUGGUGCGCAACAGUGACACGACAUUCCUCUUCGAGAUCGAAGGCCGAGAUGGGCCUGGCAUUGUUCACGCCUAUGUCCAAGGAAUCGAUUUCAAAGCACCCGACUCCGCGGUUGAGGGCAUCACCAAGGCAGCGUCUUCCCUCGACAGCUUCUUCCGGCCGGCCCGGGGCCCAGCGGUCACAGACCUUGCCUGGCAGUGGGAACCGGUCUUCACGUUCGGUUACAAGAAGGCCGAUAGCCUCAAAGAGGGGCCUUUGAAGGCCACCUUCAAGAUGAAAGGCGAGUUCAAGCUGAGCGAAGGUGGGCACUGGGAGGUGCUCCCCAAGGCCGUGUCCGACGUGAAGUUUGAGUUCGGCCGCGGGGGUCUCGUUCAAGGCCUCAUCAAUUACCUGGUCGCCGCGUACGGAAACAUGGAUGAGAUCUUCCUCACUUCGUUUUGGCCAGUGCUUGCCAGCAUCAUACCUGAAAGUCUGGGUCAAGCCUUCGUUCAGAUUCCGAUGAGGGUCGGGGAGUUGGCCCACCAGUUCAGCAUCCAGGGCCACUGCCUUGUGCCAGAAUUGCCAGAAGAGAGCAACGAGCGAUGCGAGACUGACCAGGUUCACAUCACUGUGAAAGAUGUUACGACGACAGCCCUUUUGCCCGGACCUGUGACGGAGAAGUUUCUGGCGAGCCACUUGACUUUGAACGGCAUUCCAGGGGCCCAGGCCAGAACUCAGAAGCAAAUCGUGCUUCCCACAAGCUUGGACUUGCGUCCUCAAACACCAUUCUGGCAGCACUUCUAUGAGAAGUGCAGCCCACCCAAACCCUAA